CAAAUACACAUCUAUAUCUCAGGUCUCAAAAUGAAGACACAAAUAUUCCUUUUGGUUCUCUCCAUUUCUAUCCUUCCACUGGCCAUCUCUCACUCUAGCCUUCCUCCACUCAUCCGCCUCCCAACCAAGCCCGACUUAAACGAUUUUUUUACGAAUAUCUUAGACACCGCCGGCAACCCAGUGGUCGCCGGAGCCAAAUACUACGCCAUCCCAGCCCUCAUCGGCGUGGAAGGCGGCAUAAGCGUAACUAACCUCAACACUACAACAAACCCCUCCGCCUGCCCCACCGACGUAGUAAUAAACGUCACAUUAGCGGGCAACCAACCCCCCGCCGUGGGUCUUCCUUUAACUUUCUACCCUCUAAAGGACGAGGCCUACACCGCCGACGUCAUCUUAUCGCAGUACCCACUGAACGUGGCCUUUGACUCGCCGGACCCAUCGGAUCCCUGCGCUAAGGAGAAUGUUUGGAAGGUUAAUCAUCAUGAUGAGGCGACAAUAGUGACCGGUGGCGUUAUAGGCAAGGAGGAUGAUCUUGACAACUGGUUUAGGAUUCAGAACAAUAAUUUUAAUGGAAAAGGGUACCUUUUCAACUGGUGGCCAAGCCUUUGCCUUGGCUGCAGGAUUGGUUACUUUAAUAUUGGCACAGUCAGCGAUGGUUAUCAGCUGGGAAUCAACUUCAACGACGAAUCGCUAUAUCCUUUUGAAUUCGUAAAGGCUGAGUGAUCAAAGCCGUACGUUGUUGAACCAUCAAAAAUCUUGCAUUGCAUGCAAUAUGUAUUAAUACUUAACGUUUAAAUAAUGGCUUUGUUACCCCGUUAUGGAAAGCCUACUGCACAUGUAUCCCAUCAUUUCUGCAAUAUAAUAAAUUAAGUCCCUUUUCAUUUACAAAA
This is a messenger RNA of Ipomoea triloba (trilobed morning glory), 890 nucleotides long. RefSeq names its product cysteine protease inhibitor 6-like. The record is from RefSeq and is a predicted model, not a curated record. NCBI's taxonomy places the organism in Eukaryota, Viridiplantae, Streptophyta, Magnoliopsida, Solanales, Convolvulaceae. Bases 31 to 723 code for a protein of 230 amino acids. The transcript has a single exon. Gene Ontology annotation, molecular function: endopeptidase inhibitor activity.